Cavia porcellus (domestic guinea pig) is the source of this 1072-nucleotide messenger RNA. It is a transcript of the gene Rab25, whose product is annotated as RAB25, member RAS oncogene family. Gene Ontology annotation, biological process: exocytosis. The transcript has 5 exons. The record is from RefSeq and is a predicted model, not a curated record. Gene Ontology annotation, cellular component: recycling endosome; Golgi apparatus. NCBI's taxonomy places the organism in Eukaryota, Metazoa, Chordata, Mammalia, Rodentia, Caviidae. The coding region runs from base 236 to 877 and encodes 213 amino acids. Gene Ontology annotation, molecular function: GTPase activity; GTP binding.
UCGCUGCUGCUUCCGUCCUCUCACCUUCCAUACAGCACCUCUACCUGCCGAGCCUCAGUGGGUUCUGCCUGGCCUUGGUUGGUCCUCAGUCUCUCUGGCUGCAGAAGUUUCCUUUCCUCCAAUGAGAGGGGAAGUGGGGCCCAGUCUCUUGAGAGCCAAGGGUUGAGGACGUUCAGCCAACAUAGUCUCGUGACGUCUACCCCUAAAACACCUGCAUCUUCCAUGCAGAGCCAAGAUGGGGAAUGGAAAAGAGGAUGAUUAUAACUUUGUCUUCAAAGUGGUGCUGAUUGGUGAAUCAGGUGUGGGGAAGACCAACCUGCUGUCACGCUUCACCCGCAAUGAGUUCAGCCACGACAGCCGCACUACCAUAGGAGUUGAGUUCUCCACCCGCACUGUGAUGCUGGGCACUGCUGCCAUCAAGGCUCAGAUCUGGGACACAGCUGGCCUGGAGCGAUACCGAGCCAUCACCUCAGCGUACUAUCGUGGAGCAGUGGGGGCCCUCCUGGUGUUUGACCUAACCAAACACCAGACCUAUGCUGUAGUGGAGCGCUGGCUGAAGGAGCUCUACGACCAUGCUGAGGCCACUAUUGUUGUUAUGCUUGUGGGGAACAAAAGUGACCUCAGCCAGGCCCGAGAAGUGCCCACUGAUGAGGCCCGUAUGUUUGCUGAAAACAAUGGGCUGCUAUUCCUGGAGACCUCAGCUCUGGACUCUACCAAUGUUGAAUUGGCCUUCGAGACUGUCCUCAAAGAGAUCUUUGCAAAGGUGUCCAAGCAGAGGCAGAACAGCACCCGGACCAACACCAUCACCCUGGGCGAUACCCAGCCUGGGCAGGACCCCAGCUCUGGAGAGAAGAAGGCCUGUUGCAUCAGCCUUUAACCUUGGCCAUGGCCAACCCUGUCCCUGUGCUCCUGGAUCCCCCACCGUCUCUCCUGUGGGACCUUUCCCUGCCCUUUUGUACCCUGUUCACAGCCUCCCAGGGCCUCAGGGUCUGUAUGCCUACCGUCUUUCUUUCCAUUGCCUGUCUGCCUAUCACAGAUCAGAGCUCUCAAAUAAAGCUGUGUUUUGUAGCAA